ACGUGACGCGCGGAAAAACUGGCUGGUCGGAGGUUCCCGCGUGUUGGAUCUCGGCACAACUCGGGAAAGUUUUGUCACAAAAAGACAAUAGCGGCAAACGGCGAAAAAUGGCGAAAAAACACGAAAUCGUUACCGAGCACAUCGUUUAGUAGCGAAUUUUGCUACUUUCUAAUAUGACAACCACAUCUAAAGCACUUUUGAUGGAACAGAACAAUACAAAAUCAGGAGUAACUGCCCUAAGAUAAGAAGCCAUAAGCCUACCGGAUCCGUUAUGAAACGUAAGGCUUACAAAUGUUUAUACGCCAUUGUCGGUGUUUCGAUCUUCCGCAAACUGCUACAAGAGCUGCACCUGUAUCCUUGUGAUACCACGGACAUACGAUCGUUGUCGUUCCAACCUCUGAAUGACGUUUGUGACAAGCUCACUAUAUGGCAUUUCCUACUGAUUAUCUUUGUACUGCUCGCAAGGGUGGUGAAAUGGAUCGUGUUUGGUGAUGUUGUACUGACGCCACUUGAGCUGACCACGAUAAGAGAGAAGUUCAACUAUACCCUUUUCGAGUUUGUGUGUGGGCUGCUGAUCUUUCGAAACUCGCAGGCCGAGUCGAUAGGGAUCUGCGAUGUGUGCCAUUACGCUUUACUCUUUGCGAGCCUGCUCGUUUUGAAAUCUUUCCAUCAUCUCUGUGAUAUUAGGGUGGAAAAGUUACGAGAAGGUAGCAGUAACCGGCCUCUGCUGUACGGAAUCAUCACCCUUGUCGGUACUGAUCUGCUGAUAUUUUGGCAAGCCACGAAUUUCAAACAAACAUCGUUAUUCAUGAUCUUUGGAUAUGAGACUUUGAACUUGUUGCCACUAAUAAUGCACACUCUGUUCCAAUACAAGUUGAAAAGCUCUUCAAGGUCAAGACCAUACCCUCAGCUUCAUUCCUAUACCGUGUUACUUAUGGAGCUACUGAUGACAGUGCUUAGACUGUCACUAUUCUGUCUAUACACCGUGAUGUUCAACAACAACUUGACAACUUACCCUGUACAUGUGAUGCCCUCCGCUUACAAGUGCUUUAGACUGAUGUUGAAAAACUUGAGAAGGUUGAUCAAGUUCAAGAGACAAGAGUACAAAUUUAGGAGAUUUGAUAAACUACCUCGCUUCGAAAGUGAUGAUGACUUGAAGGAAAUAAGGUGCUUUUGCCUUGAAGAAUUGGCGAAAGAUGAUGACAUUACACAGUUACCGUGCGGACACUUAUUCCACCAUGAAUGUGUUAAAUGGUGGCUUAUAAAGAGUGAAACCUGUCCUCUGUGCAGAGAUGAAUUGGCUGGUUCUGCUGUGCAGCGAGCUGGUUAAACUGUCAUGAGCAGAUGAAUUACGACCAAUAUUACUAUUUUUAAUUACCACUGAGGAGAUGU
Williopsis jadinii is the source of this 1392-nucleotide messenger RNA. RefSeq lists its product as uncharacterized. The transcript has 2 exons. NCBI's taxonomy places the organism in Eukaryota, Fungi, Ascomycota, Saccharomycetes, Phaffomycetales, Wickerhamomycetaceae. The coding region runs from base 272 to 1330 and encodes 352 amino acids. The record is from RefSeq and is a predicted model, not a curated record.